Guyanagaster necrorhizus is the source of this 1497-nucleotide messenger RNA. RefSeq lists its product as uncharacterized. The transcript has 12 exons. The coding region runs from base 1 to 1497 and encodes 498 amino acids. The record is from RefSeq and is a predicted model, not a curated record. Lineage: Eukaryota; Fungi; Basidiomycota; Agaricomycetes; Agaricales; Physalacriaceae.
AUGAACCUGGACAAUUUUUUGUCAUUUCCGUAUUCAUCGGUUUGUUACCGGCACCCUGCCGUCCGGGCAUCCGCUCCGAUUCGCAUUACAUCUUCCGCUUACCAUUGCCCUGAACAGUCGUUCUUUCCGUCCUUGAAAGCGCCCGUUGGCAGCACUUUUGUGUGUAUCACUGACAAUUCCCGUUCCCGCCGCCUGUGUUACCCAAGCAUGCGCCGUCAUCUUUCUGAUGGCGAAAUAAAUCAGACCAGCUAUCUAGGCACUCAGCUCCGUACAAAGCCACCACCUCGCGUCUUUAUUCCCCCAUGCCAUCAUGCAUCAAGGUCGGGAACCGUAACCCUUGCGCACGACGCGUUUAUCGCGUUUUCAGUACGGAAUGCGUUGGCUUGUAGACGCUCUGGAGGUGUCUCUCGAAGCCAAACAAUCUUUGAGAUACUGGCCGAGCGCGCGAGCGCCUCACCGUCGCCUUUGUUAUGUCUCACCCCCCCUGACUCGGGAUUUUUCGACUCUACUUGUCAUCGUCCGUGUCCUUCGAGUCGGACGGCCGACUACGAUGCUACAUCUCGCAGCCGGACUUACCGAACGCCUUUAGGUACAUUCCACUCUGGAGAUGAACACGGAGGAUUAGAUCCUUGUCACUUCCCUGCGUUCUUCAACUCGGAUGGACGAUCAACUGAAUCUUCAAAUGUCCGGCCGACGAAUUUCUUUACCGGCACUGACUGUCAGCGCAGUGUUCCGUUUAGUGAACAAGUCGUACGCGUGCAUCGCAUCGUGUCCUUCGAAUUUGAUAGACAGGAUCUUGCGUGGGUAAUAUUGGGGUCGAUAUGCCUAGGAGGUCGCUACUGUUCCAUUCCGACAACCUCUCAGUCGACUAUAGCUCAUGUCCAAAAAGUCGGCCAUGGCGCCUUAUCAUCGUGUCCUAGCCUUCGGCCUCCUUGCUCGGGCGAAUAUUCACCGUGGUCUCUUGGAGUUACACGAGUACCCACGAGUCUUUGGGCAUCCGGCUUCCUCGUCCCUUUCCUUGUACCUCCUCAGCCGGGAUGUCGUAUGCAUCGUCGAGACGGAAGAUUCUUCGCCAUGCCUCUCACUUUGUACCCCGUCGUUACAAAAAUGGAAAUAAUAUACGAGGUAAGUAUAUCUAUCCUGGGUAGUGGCGUCGUUUGCUUAAGCCGUAAACGCCGAUGCAUGACCGUGACUGUUACGGCUCUACUCUCCUCCGGUCCUUGCGACAGUUGUGAUGCGACCUCUUCACGGGUCUGCUUCUCUGCUCCCUCACACCACCCUACGCCCACAUUUACGGAAGCGCUUAAGAAUCAGUAUUUACAGUUUGAGCCGUUUUUAGACUACUUGCCCACUUUUACACGGUCUUCAUCAAGUCCGUUUGUCCUGGAGCAGCCCUUCGCGGCGUCUUUUGUUUCGCCGUUAGGACCAGCGAAGGCGAAGGUCGGAGAGGCUAACACAAUGCAGUAUCUUGGCUGCGGCAUCCCAUUGCGCCACUGA